AUCACCAUUUUCUUACACAGACUACUUGUCAAUUGUUGUAUGUGCAAGUGAUGUCUAUAUAUGAUGUGUACAUGAACACAUAUACAUUCACCCUUAUACAUAUAAAGAGUGAUUCAAGGUUAUGGAAAGCUGAAAGCAGAGAAACAUAAAAGUAAGAGAGCUAGCUAGUGAUUAAUAUAUAUAGAUAAAAGAAGAAGCUAUACAGAAAAAUAAGACAUGGGUAGAGGUAGGGUUGAGCUGAAGAGGAUAGAGAACAAAAUCAACCGCCAAGUAACAUUUGCGAAGCGUAGGAGUGGGCUUUUGAAGAAAGCUUAUGAGCUUUCUGUUCUUUGUGAUGCUGAGGUUGCUCUCAUCAUCUUCUCUAAUAGAGGCAAGCUCUAUGAGUUUUGCAGCAGCUCAAGCAUGCUCAAAACCCUUGAAAGGUAUCAGAAGUGCAACUACGGCGCACCAGAGACAAAUGUAUCUGCAAGGGAAGCUCUGCAGGAGGUAGCUAGCCAGCAGGAAUACUUGAAACUGAAGGCACGUUAUGAAGCCCUACAGAGAUCGCAGAGGAAUCUUCUGGGCGAGGAUCUUGGCCCUCUAAACAGCAAGGAGCUGGAGCAGCUAGAGAGGCAGCUUGAUAUGUCACUCAAGCAGAUAAGAUCCACAAGGACACAAUACAUGCUGGACACACUCUCGGAUCUUCAGAGGAAGGAACAUGCACUAAAUGAAGCAAACAGGACCCUGAAACAAAGGUUGAUGGAAGGACAUCAUGUAAGCCCAUUCCAGUGGACACAAGGAAAUGCACAAGAUAUGGGGUAUGGAAGACAGUCUCAUGGUCAACCUCAAGGGGAUGCAUUCUACCAUCCCCUUGUCGACUGCGAACCCACUCUACAAAUGGGAUAUCAGACUCAUGAAGCAAUGAACGCGGCUGCAGCAGCUGCGGCAGCUGGCCCCAGUGUGAAUAAUUACUUGGGAGCAUGGCAGCUGCAAUGAAAUGCUCGCAUCAUCUCCAGAAGAGAGACAGGCAUGCAUGCAAGCAUGCAUUCUUAUAUAAUAAGUUGUUUUUCUUCCUGUUUUCAUUUGUAAUUUAUGCAACUUUCAUCUCUUGUUUUUGCCAGAAGACAUAUAAAUAUGGUUUGUAUAACUAAGAAAACGUUGAUGGAUCAAAGAAACCAUAUAGAGACAACCCUGUGUAGAUGCUUUGUGUUGAAAUCAUAUUAUAUAAAUAUGGUGAAGCAAUCUGCUUUUCUAGCUCUAUAUAAUUAUUCAUCAAGCUAUUUUGUAAUCAAAUUGUAAUAUAAUUAG
Molecule: messenger RNA, 1287 nt
Organism: Daucus carota subsp. sativus
Lineage: Eukaryota; Viridiplantae; Streptophyta; Magnoliopsida; Apiales; Apiaceae
Product: agamous-like MADS-box protein AGL9 homolog
Exons: 9
Coding region: 217-975 (252 amino acids)
Biological process (GO): positive regulation of transcription by RNA polymerase II
Cellular component (GO): nucleus
Molecular function (GO): DNA-binding transcription factor activity, RNA polymerase II-specific; protein dimerization activity; RNA polymerase II cis-regulatory region sequence-specific DNA binding
Source: RefSeq, a predicted model, not a curated record